Molecule: messenger RNA, 2408 nt
Organism: Panonychus citri (citrus red mite)
Lineage: Eukaryota; Metazoa; Arthropoda; Arachnida; Trombidiformes; Tetranychidae
Product: F-box/WD repeat-containing protein 4-like
Exons: 4
Coding region: 445-1905 (486 amino acids)
Biological process (GO): SCF-dependent proteasomal ubiquitin-dependent protein catabolic process
Cellular component (GO): SCF ubiquitin ligase complex
Molecular function (GO): protein binding
Source: RefSeq, a predicted model, not a curated record
CAGAAAUGAUUUGUUUUUAUUUUGUCUUUUCCAUUGAUUAAUUAAUUUGAUUGUUGGUGUCUUUUAGAAAUUAAAUUUUUAUCAAAAUGUGUUUAAUAACCUUUUCUUUUUAACUUUUAAAUCAUAUUCUUGCGUGGAAAUUGUUUAAUUAAUCAUGAGAUUAAACAGAAUACAAUCUUACAACAAUUCGUCAUCAUUUGAUAUCUCUUGUAUUCCAAGGUUGAUUUAUAAACAAAGUGGAUCUCAAUAUAAUCUAAUUAAUACAAGAACCUUGGUUAAUUUUGAUCCCGUUUUUGUUUUACCAAAAUUUUUAUUACAAUCAUAUUCUCAGUCUCCAUCUUUAUCAUCAUUAUUACCUGAUUAUUAUAAAUUGUCACCAUCAUCAUCAUCGUCAACCGUAACACCUUUAUUGUCACCUUUAAAAUUUAUUGAUUACCAUUUAAAAUGGCUCCAAUGGAUCUAUUUAACAAGCAUCGUACAAGAAGCAUUGAACCUGUUAGAUAUCAUUCAUCAUCAUCAAAAUUGUACAACAAUGACUGGUUUAAUUUACAAAAUGAAGUAUUGGUUAAACCAUUUGAUAGUCACCAAGAUAAUUCAUCAUCAUCAUCAUCAUCAUCGUUGUCGUCAUCGUCAAACAAAAUUUCCCUUGAAUGGUUACCAGUUGAAAUAAUCCAUCGUAUCCUUACAUAUUGUAAUAGCCAAACACUUUUGGCUUUGUCUGGUACCUGCAGUAGAUUAUAUUCUCUAGUCAAUGAUGAUUACGUUUGGCGAUUGAAAGCUCAACACGCACUGGCUACUAAUUGUCAAUCUAAUAAAUUCUCAUCAAAGUCAAUUGUUGAUCUUACCAAUUUGAAUAAAUGUGCAAUUGAAUCUCGCUGGAAAAAGGGUAUUUUCCAAGAAACAAUUCUCAUUCAAAACAAGAAACCAUUGAUUCCAUGUUUAUCGAUUGACUCAAAUAAUCUAUGGUUAACUCGAGGAAACACUUUGUGUAAAUUUCAGCGAUUUAAAGAUGGCCGUAUUAAGACAAAACCUACGAUGAAAUUGAAAUGUCACCAAGAAGAUAUACUUAAAUUUAAGGUUACCAAUAAUUUCAUUGCCACCGGAAGUUUAGACGGAACUCUGGCCGUAUGGAAUAAGCAUUCAGGAUCUUUAUUAUCGACCCGGUACAAGGCUCAUGCUUCUGUAAUUAAUUCAAUUGAUUGUCUUCAUUCAAAAUUUUUGAUAACCGGAUCAAAGGAUCUUCACGCAAAGAUAUGGAAGCUUAAUUAUGAAGGAUUUGAAGGAGAUCAGAACAGUAUUGGUACCGAUGAUGAUGAUGAUCCAAAUAACAGUCAUGGUUACAGUUGUUCAUUACUAUUUUCACAGUCUAUAUUUAUCGGUGAUCGGGUUUUAUCAGUGUCUUGUAGUGAAGAUCGAGGCUGGGCAGCGAUCGGGUCAGCUGGAUGUACAACUAAAAGACCAAUUUGGCUUUACGAUUUAAUGGAUAAUCGUUUAAUCUGUUCACUUAAUGAUGAACAUCGUCAUGGGGCCGGAGUUCUGGGAAUACAAUGGGAAGAUUAUAAUACUUUACUUUCCUGUGGUUAUGAUACACUUAUCCGUUUAUGGGAUCUUCGAUGUCCUGGUGGAAAGUGUUCACUUAAAUGGGAAGAUCCCCAUGAUUCAGCAAUCUAUUGUCUAGCCACUGACCAUUGGGUUACUAUGCUUUCGGGUACAUGUCGUUAUGGUGUUGUCCGUUUAUGGGAUAAACGGAAGGCCAAACAAUGUGUCCAAAUGUAUUACGGUCGAUGUGAAAAUAGUCCAGUUUAUUCACUUGAUUUUGACCCUUGCUACCUUUAUAUCGCUCUGGACAAAUCGAUUAACGUGAUGAACUUUCGUUCAGGAUCUCAGUCCAUUGUCCGCCAUUAACUCAAAUGCUCACCCGUCAUGGACCACGAAACAAAACUAUAACAAAUCCUCCUUUAGUUUGCAAAGAAACAAAAUCUAAAUUGUUAAAAUCUCUGUAUUUUAUUUUAAUCCAAAAUUAGAGACAAUUUAUUUCACCGGGAAGCCAAAAAACAACAAUUCAAAUCAACUAAUUCUGUUAAUUCCUUUGUUUAAAUUGUAAUUUCCCUCAAUUCAAUCCAAAAACAAUUAAUACACAUCAUGUUUGUGUAUCAAUUUAAGUAUUUAAAUCAAUGAGAAAUUACAACUCUCUUAAUCGUUGAAUGUAAGAAAUUAGGGAAACAAUUUAAUCCCAAUAUCAUUUUAAUUGUUAUUUUCAUGAUAACUGAAACAUAUUUAAUCAACAAUUAAACAACAAUUUUCUGUUUCACAUACACACACACACACACACACCUUUACCUGCUGUUCCAAGUGUGUAUUCACAAUCAAUUAACUAUUUAAUAAAAAGAAAUAUAUAUAACAAUUAA